Messenger RNA from Epithele typhae, 720 nucleotides. RefSeq lists its product as uncharacterized. The transcript has 4 exons. The coding region runs from base 1 to 720 and encodes 239 amino acids. Lineage: Eukaryota; Fungi; Basidiomycota; Agaricomycetes; Polyporales; Epitheliaceae. The record is from RefSeq and is a predicted model, not a curated record.
AUGAACGUCCCUGUAGGCAUCACGACGAUGGAGAAGAGCAACCACCCGACGCCUCCCUGCGCGCGCAUUCGGUUGGACUUUGCAUGCGAUGACUGUCUCGACCGCAAGAUCAGUGGAUGCUCGGGCAACGGCAUCGGCGCGCGCCGGCAAUGCACGCGCGCGUCCGCGGGGGACUCCUGCACCACCUACGGCAUCCGCGGUGACUGUGCGCUCAUUCGCUCCCUCGUCAUCCCCCGCCUUUCCUUCCCUCCCGCUCUGCGAGCCAACGAGGACACUCGCGCUUCUACACUACCGUCCUUACACGCUUACGCCACCCGUACCCGCCUAAUCGACACCCUCUCCCGCGCACGUGCGCCUACCCUUGUCCGCGCCCGCUCGACCUCGCCCGCGCUCCCGCGAUCCCGCGCGCGCGACCACAACAAGUCCUCCUUUAGGUUAGGUUUUUCCCCCAACCCACCGGCUGAGCGCGACAAUUUCGGCAGUGCCGCGCGUCAGCUUCGUCGGACCACCGAGAUCGUCGCCCAGGGCGCGAUCGACUACAUCCUCACAUGGCUCGCGGAAGAAGACUUCGAGAUCGCGCCCGGCUGCAAGAGCCUCCUCUUGUCGCCCUUCCCUCACAUCCGCUCCUAUCCCGUGUACGCGAAGUGGGACCGCAAGCAAGCGCGCGCGCUCGCCGCCGCCGCCGCCGCCGCCUUCUACGGCGGCCCCGACAAAGAAUAG